This is a messenger RNA of Closterium sp. NIES-65, 4722 nucleotides long. NCBI's taxonomy places the organism in Eukaryota, Viridiplantae, Streptophyta, Zygnematophyceae, Desmidiales, Closteriaceae. The record is from the annotation of a GenBank genome assembly.
AUGGCCACCCCUAGUGUUCUCACCUUUGAUGCUGAGGGUCGGGCUGUCGACUUUAAGAUCUGGGUUGAUGAUCUGCAGCUUUUCCUGCGGUGCGAUAGAAAAGAUGGUCUCUCACUGUUCGAUCUCACGUCUGGCGCCUCUGCUGCCCCUGCUGCCGAUGCUGACAGUACUGUUCGCUCCCAGUGGGCCACACGCGAUGCUGCUGCACGUCUUGCUGUGCGUAGUCACUUGCCGUCCACAGAGCGCGCGCACUUUAGUCAGUACAAGAGUGCUAAGACCUUGUACGACGCUGUAGUUGUACGCUACUCGUCCCCUGCCACUGCUGUUCUUAGUCGCCUCAUGCUGCCGUACCUGUUCCCUGACCUCGCCCCCUUCCCCAGAGUCGCUAACCUCAUUACGCACCUCCGCACUAGUGACACCCACUACCGCGCUGCGCGUCCUGCUGAAUUCUGCGCCAAGAACCCCCCCCCCCCCAUGUACAUCACCCUCUACUACCUAGUCACCCGGCUCCCUGACUCCCUUCGUCCGGUCAGGGACCACUUCCUCUCUGUUUGCCCCACCACGCUCACCGUUGACCUCCUCGAGGAGCGCCUCCUAACAGCUGAGAAGACAAGAAGCCAUGCCCCCUUCUUUGAGGGGUGCUCCCCCUCCCCCCUUUUGCCCUCUGUUGCCUCUGCUGCUGCAGUCGACCUCGUUGGCACCGAGUCGGUCGGCGCUGCGUCUGCCCCUAGCGGUAGACUCCGCAACGGCAAGGGCAAGGGGGGCAAGGGCGCCGGAGGAGCUGGCGGGGGCGGUGGAGGUGGCGGUGGAGGCGGCGGAGGGGGUGGGGGUGGCGGUGGGAGUCGUGGCGGGGGUGGGGGCUUAAGUGGCGGCAGUGGAGGCGGAGGCGGCGGCGGCGUUGGCGGUGGGAGCAGAGGCGGCGGCGGUGGGAGCAGAGGCGGCGGCGGUGGAGGCGACAGCGGCGGCGGCAGUCGAGCUGGUCGGGGUGGCUCUGUGCAGCGGGGCGGCUUUGGUGGUGCGGGGUGGGAGUGCUGGUCCCUAUGCCUACGUCCUGGGUACCGGCGACCGCACUGGUCGGGGGUUGCUAUCUUUGAUCUUGAUUAUGAUGCUCUUCUUGGUGCCAUGUAUGUUGUGUCUACAAGUGAUGAGGGUGACUGUUACGUGUGUGUUCCGCCUGACCCGGGCAUUGAGGCUGCUGCUCUAGGUGCUGGUGAGGCUGCUGCUCUAGGUGCUAGUGCGUUUGCUGCUCCAGAUGCUGGUGAGUCUGCUGCCCCAGGUGCUGGUGUGUCUGCUCUCUCAGGUACCACGUCGGCUCAGGCUUUGCACACUUUCACCCUUGACUCAGGUGCUUCCCGCUCCUUCUUUCGAGACCGCACCACACUCACGCCACUUAGUCGACCGGUUGCAGUCUCGCUGGCAGACCCCUCUGGGGGUCCUGUCCUUGCCCACUUCUCCACUGUCUUACCGUGUCCGGCGGCCCCUUCUGGCACCCUGGGCCGACACUUGGCCACGUUUACCCGUCAGCGGGGGUCGAGCCUGUACACACUGACUAAUGAGUCUCCUCCGGCUGCUGAGUCCGGUCAGGUGGCUGCGUCGGGUCAGGUGUUUGCUGCAGCAUCCACGUCUGGUCCUGAGUUUGCCCCCUGCUCGUGUCGUCUCCUGUCUCACCAGACUCUCCUCUGGCACCACCGCCUUGGUCGCCCCUCCCUGCCUUGUCUCCGAGGCAUGGCCUCCCGUGUCCUUGUCUCUGGUCUCCCCCGGUCCCUCCCUCCUCUUCCUUCGGGGCCUGCCCCUACCUUCGUUCCCUGCGUCCAGGGGCGGCAGCGCGCCGCUCCUCACUCCUCCGAGUUUCCUCCGACAGAGGCUCCACUGCAGACACUUCACCUAAACGUGUGGGGCCCCGCCCGCGUCCGUGGACAGGGUCACGAGCGUUACUUCCUGCUGGUAGUUGACGACUACUCGCGUUACACCACAGUCUUCCCCUUGCGCAGCAAGGGUGAGGUCACUGAGGUGUUGAUCGACUGGAUCCGCGCAGCUCGUCUUCAGCUCGGAGAGAGUUUCGGCUCGGACUUUCCUGUUUUGCGUCUGCACUCCGACAAAGGCGGAGAGUUUUCCUCUGACCUUCUGCGAGCCUUCUAUCGUGCACGGGGCAUCCGCCAGACGUUCACGCUUCCGGCCUCUCCACAGCAAAAUGGGAUUGCUAAGCAACGCAUUGGCAUGUACGCGGCGCAUCAGAUCAACCUUCAGCCCCGAGUCUCCUUGCCGGAGACCUCCCCUACUCUGCGGUGGACGGGGAAGGUUGGCGAUGCGUCUGCGUUCCGUGUCUGGGGAUCUCGAGAUUUUGUCCGCGACUUGUCUACGGACAAGCUGUCCCCUCGCGCUGUUCCCUACGUCUUCCUUGGCUUCCCCCCUGACGCGCCUGGUUGGCAGUUUUACCACCCCACCUCGCGCCGUGUUCUGUCCUCCCAGGACGUCACGUUUGACGAGUCGGUUCCUUACUACCGUCUCUUCCCCUACCGCACUGCCCCCCUCCCGCCGCUGCCGCUCUUCCUCGCGCCAGGUCCUCCCCCGCUAGACCCCCUCCCUCCUCAGGGUCCUGCCCCCUCAGGUGUGUCCCAGGUAGAUGCAGUCGAGCCUGUCGAGGUAGCUGUUGACUCUGGUGCUGCUGGGGGUGCUAGGCCUACGGGUGUGGAGUCUGGGUGUGCUGAGCCUAGGGGUGCUGAGUCUGGGGGUGUUGAGUCUAGGGGUGCUGCGACUGGGGGUGCGGAGCCUGACAGUGCUGGGCCUGCUCGUGUGGAGUCUGGCGGUGCGGGGUCUGGAGGUCCUGUGGGUGGUUCGUCCCGGCGGGAGCUACCCUCUCCACAGGAGCUGCGCGAGUGGUUUGCUCGGUGCUGGAGCCGUGCCGCUGGAGCUGGAGGUGCCGCUGGGGCUGGAGGUUCUACUGCUGCUGAGGGUGCUGAUACCAUGGGUCCCGGAGGAGCUAGUACUAGAGGUAAUGGAGCUGCUGGGCCUGGGGUGGCUCCUUGUGCUGGAGCUGCUGGCGGUGCUGGAGCUGGCGGUGCUGCUGGGGUAGCUGCUAGGGGUGUUGGCGCUGGAGGUGCUGCUGGUGCUGGUGCUUGUGAGGGUGCUGGUGUUGGCGCUGCUGGAGCUGGGGGUGCUACUGGUGCUGGUGCUGCCGCUGGGGGUGCUGGUGCUGUACCUCCUGGUUCUGGAGGCGCUGCGCGGCCGCGGCCGUACUUUGUUCCGCUCCUUGAGCACGUUCUUGGUCUCCCGCCUUCUUCUGGUCCUGCUCCUUCCUUAGAGUGUCCACCGCUUGUCCAGUCCGAGUCACUGUUACAGCCCGCCUCCCAACUGCCUGCUCCUUCUCCCUACACUGGUCCUACUGGAGGUCUUGCUGAGCGUCGUGGGCCUGCGUCUCGUCCUGCGUCGCCUGUUCGUGUUGCUUGCACUAGUCGUCGUGUUCCGCGUCAGCGUCCUCCUGCGGUCCCAGGCACGCACCAAAUGGCACUGCGUCCUUCCACUGCACCGCUGCGUGUCCCUUUGCCGUCUCCUCCGGAGUCCUCUCUUCCUGCUCUUGCUGACCUGGAGUCUGACUCUCUUCCUGCUGGCAGUCCAACUGUCGCGCGUCUUCUGGCUACUGUUGUCACUAACCCUUCCUUUGAGUCCACUGCUGCGUCUGCCCUAGUUGCUGAGCUUGUCGACUUCGCUGCUCACUGUUGUCUCGACUACGCUUCUAGUCUUGUUGCUGAGUCUGAGUCUGUCUGUCCUCCAUCCGUCGGGGACAUCCCGACUCCUCGAUCGUACGCUGAGGCGAUCGAGGGUCCCUACUCCUCACCGUGGCAGUCAGCCAUGGACGCAGAGAUGGCUUCCUGGAAGUCCACAGGCACCUAUGUCGAUGAGGCUCCCCCACCAGGGGCGAACAUCGUCUGUGGCAUGUGGAUUUUCAGGGUGAAGCGGCCGCCAGGUUCUACGCCUGUCUUCAAGGUGCGUUACGUGGCUCGAGGCUUCAGUCAGCGGCAGGGAGUUGACUACUUUCAGACCUUCUCUCCCACCCCGAAGAUGACCACUCUUUGGGUGCUGCUGCACAUAGCCGCUCAGCGUGACUACGAGCUUCACUCUCUUGACUUCAGCACUACUUUCCUACAAGGCAGCCUGCACGACGAGAUCUGGCUGCGCCGCCCACCUGGCUUCACUGGGUCGUUUCCUCCUGGUACCCAGUGGAGCCUCCGGCGGCCAGUCUACGCUCUCCGCCAGGCGCCCCGUGAGUGGCACGACACACUGAGGACUACACUUGCGGCUCUUGGGUUUGCUCCUUCUACUGCCGACCCGUCGCUGUUUCUGUGCACCAACACCUCUUUGCCACCGUUCUACAUCCUCGUGUACGUCGACGACCUGGUCUUUGCCACUGCUGACACUGAGGCUCUCGCCCACGUGAAGUCCGAGCUGCAGAAGAGACACACGUGCACAGACCUGGGUGAACUGCGCAGCUACCUUGGCUUGCAGAUCACCCGGGAUAGAGCACGCCGUACCAUUACCUUGACUCAGUCACACAUGGUGCAGCAGGUCCUUCAGCGCUUCGACUUCACGUACUCCUCGCCUCAGGCCAGUCCUCUGUCUACUCGCCACUCGCUCUCAGCUCUGCCUUCGGAUGAGUCCGUAGAGCCGAGUGGCCUGUACCCAGAGCUUGUUGGCUACCUCAUGUACCUGAUGACCUGCACUUGA